AGUAACCAAGACUGAUUGUAGUGAAGAAAAGUCACCCAUUAUGUAGGCUGGAUGUCGGCUCUUCUUCUAUUAAGGGUAGGACCUGACAGAACUGCGUUGGUGAGUACAUCCUAGUAAAGCGAGAAGACCAUUUUCCUUAGCACGGCCUGCCACUAGGGAACAUUGAAGUAGCACAUUUGCUCAUUUCUCAGUUUUCCAGGAGGUGUCGAGGGCGUGGCGGGCACAUGAACGAGCCCGCUGAUAGUGACAGAGGAAUUGGAGUGUGAAGAACGACCAACUGCUCGAUCAAUAGAUCGUUAGAUCUAGAAGACAGGGCGAAUUAGGAAGUAGGGGCAAAAUUUGUUGAGGGUAAAAAAUGUCGACGCUAAAGUCGAUAGCGAGGUCGGCAACCGUGGCAUUCGCGCCGACGGCAUCGAUUAUGGCAGUCGGCACGAUGGCCGGAGCUAUCGAUCCUUCUUUCAGCUCGUCAGCGUCUCUGGAGAUCUUGCAGCUAGAUUUUGCAAAUACCGAAGAGGAGCUACCGGUCAUAGCUUCGUGCCCGACAGCGGAGAGGUUCAAUCGUAUAUCUUGGGGAAAUAACGCUGUAGCUAGCGAGGAGUACGCCCUGGGAAUUAUUGCUGGAAGUUUAGUAGAUGGGACCAUCACGCUUUGGAAUCCCGCAAAACUCACCAGUGAAGAUGGUGGAAGCCCGGAGGAAUCUGUCAUUGCAAGUUGGCGGAAGCACGAAGGAACUGUACGGGGCUUGGAGUUAAGUGUCUUAGCACCAAACCUUCUUGCUUCUGGAGGCGAUGAUGGAGAUAUAUACAUCUGGGACCUCAAAGUCCCCACUAAUCCAACUCACACUCCGAAUUUAAACAAUGCAUCACCUCGAGGCGAGAUUUCAUACCUGUCUUGGAACCGGAAGGUCCAGCCUAUCCUUGCAUCGACCUCUUCAAGCGGGACUUCUGUUGUUUGGGAUCUGAGGAAAGCAAAGCCAGUUCUCAGUUUUACAGACCCCGACAUUCGACGUCGUUGUUCAACUCUACAAUGGAAUCCCGAGAAUGCGACUCAGCUGAUUGUGGCCUCCGACGACGAUCGGUCACCUUCCCUGCAGGUUUGGGAUCUACGUAAUUCAGUUUCUCCAUUGAAGGAACUUGUUGGACAUUCGAAAGGUGUACUGGCUAUGGCCUGGUGCCCGAUUGAUAGUUCUCUGUUGUUGACAUGUGCCAAGGAUAACUUAACGCUUUGCUGGGAUACGUUCACCGGGGAGAUUCUAUGCGAGCUUCCAGCCAGAACCAAUUGGAACUUUGAUGUUCAAUGGUCACCUCGCACCCCCGGUGUUUUAUCUACUUCCUCUUUCGACGGAAACAUUGGGAUCUACAACAUUGAGGCCUGCAGUCAGACACCAUCAAAUGUGACUAGUUUUGGUCAUACCAUCAAGGGUACCAAUUCUUCUUAUGCCAAGAAGGCGCCCAAGUGGUUGAAGAGACCAGUUGGAGUCAGUUUCGGUUUUGGUGGCAAGCUUAUUACAUUUGGUCCUUCCAAGAAGACUGUUCCUGGAGGAUUUGGAACCUCCUCAGAGAUCCGGUUGCACAGUCUCGUCACAGAAGAGGAUCUGGUGAAGCAAUCUACGCAGUUUGAGACUGCAAUAGCAGAUGGAGACAAACCAGCGAUGAGGCAAUUCUGUGACUUGAAAGCAGAAACGGCCAGGUCUGAUGACGAUCAACAAACCUGGAAAUUUUUGAAAGUUAUGCUUGAAGACGAUGCUCGAAAGAAGUUACUCGCCCAUCUCAAUUUUGAUGUCCAACCUACCGAAAACGAUGACGACAGACGACCAGAGCAGAAACCCGAUGGAAGUGAGGAUACAAUUCCUGUUGAUUCUGAGAGCCCGGAGGGAGAUUGUGAACCAUCUCCAAGCCCUGUGGAUGAGGACGUUCAACAAGCAAGUGAAGCCGGGGAGGACGACUUUUUUGAUAACAUUCAUACACCUAAAAAGUCUGACGGUGUGCCUACUGGUGGAUUAAGCGACUUAACUCUGGACAGUGAUAGAAUUGAAGUUGACAGCAGCCAGAGCCCGGCAACUGAAGGAGGGGAUGUAGAUCAUCUAAUCGAGUCGGAGGAAGCAAUUCAGAGAGCACUUGUUGUUGGUGAUUUUGCACUAGCUGUCAAACAUUGCAUGACUGCAAACAGGAUGGCUGAUGCCCUCAUUAUCGCACGUCUUGGAGAAGCCACCCUUUGGGAGAAGACUCAAAACGCCUAUAUCAGGAAGACUGGUCGAUCGUAUCUCAAGAUAAUGUCUGCGAUAGUCAAUCACGACUUGAAGGGUCUGGUGGAGACUAGGCCUUUGAUGGCCUGGAAAGAGACACUUGCCUUACUUUGUACUUACGCGCCUUUUGAAGACUGGACGCAACUAUCAGAUGCUCUGGCAGCGAGACUUGACGCUGCAGGAGAAAUCCAAGCUGCUACCCUGUGUUAUAUCUGUUCUGGAAAUAUUGAGAAGGUGGCUGAGAUCUGGUCCCGCAGUUUAGAGACUGUCAAUGGAGGAAAGGUUUUUGUCGAUUCUUUGCAAACUUUGAUGGAAAAGGUUGUGAUCCUUAGCCUGGCAACUGGUCAGAAAUUUAUCAGUGCUUCUUUAGCUAGGCUUGUCAAAAUCUAUGCCGAGUUGCUCGUAAGUCAAGGAUUGCUAGUUACAGCCAUGGAGUAUCUCUCUCUCGUUCCUGCUGACCAGUCAUCGCUUGAGUUGUCUAUUCUACAAGACCGAAUUUAUGGUAGUGGCAAAGUUUCUGAUGCCAAAGCCGAAGCUCCAACCAUACCUUGGGAAAGACAGCCACUACAAUUUGAAGCCCCUGCAGCAACGGAGCCUCUACAAAACAACUAUCCUUCGGCAUCAAGCAAUGUUUCACGUGAUUACCAGGCCUUCGCAACUCCUCCUAGCUUCCAACCUCAACAACAGCCAGCUUAUGGGGGAAUGACGGCAAACCACGCAGGAUAUUAUCCGUCCCCAACAUUGCAGCCUACGCAGGCACCUUUUGUUCCUACACCAGUCAAUCCACCUUCAGUUUCUCAAGUGAAGGGGUUUGUUCCAAUGGCUCCACCGGCAAUUCCGAAUGUGGAACAGUACCAGCCCACUGGUCAAAAUCAGUAUUACACGGGAAGCAGCAAUGCACAGUCCUUUACACCAAGUCAAUUUUCUCAACCGUCGUUCACACCAGCUCCCCCUUCGGGAAAUUAUACGCAAGUACCACAGCCAAUGACAUUCACUCCAUUGUCACAACCUCCAUUUUCUGCAGUUGCACAAACCCCAUCAUUUGCGCCAGCACAGCUCCCGAACAUGAUGCUUCCUGGUCCAGCUCAACCUGUCACAGCUCCUCCCGCUGUUCAAGGAUUUAUGCCCGCCAGCCCAAGAACGCAGCCACUUUCCUCUUCAGGUAUUGUUCCCGGUAGUCAGGUUCAAAGUCCGCAAACGACUAGUUCCCCGUCACCAGCGGUCGCCCUAACUCCACCUCCAACUGUUCAAACCGUGGAUACGUCGAGUGUAUCUGCUGAACUGAAACCGGUGGUUGCCACGUUAACGAGACUUUUUCAUGAAACUUCGGAAGCGAGUGGAGGCGCCCGUGCAAAUCCCGCCAAAAGGAGGGAGAUGGAGAAUAACUCAAGAAGACUUGGUGCCCUUUUUGCGAAGCUGAACACCGCAGACAUAUCAGCAAACGCCUCCUUGAAAUUGAUACAACUGUGUCAGGCUUUAGAUGCUAGAGACUACUCGUCUGCAUUGCAAAUACAGGUUGGGUUGACUACAAGUGAUUAUGACGAGUGCGGUUUCUGGCUUCCUACGUUGAAGCAAAUGAUCAAAACUCGUCAGAGCUUGAUGAGAUGAUAUUGUGGAUGAGAUCAGAAACCUCCCCGUCCCCACCUCUAAUGAACUGCACGUUGUGAGCUUUCUUUCGACCUUUAGGACGGUGAGAAGAAAUGUGUAUUGGAAUCGUCCCCAGUGGCUCGUUGCCCUUUUACCUUUGAUGGAUUUCUUGGCUGUAGGUCUGCUCUAGAGAUCAUGAAAAUCAAGAUAAUAUCAGUUGGAUGAAUCUCCAUCAUGGUAAUUUGCCUCUGAGUUCUACUUGUCUAGUGAGAGUUCUACCUAAAUAUUUGUCAUAGCUCAACAUGCAGGGUAAUAAGUCGUGAAUAUCCUCGAGGAUGUUUCUUCUGAAUUUUUGCACAUUUGUGUAGUUUCUCAUGAGGACGAGCGAUAAAGUUGUAUCCUUUUUCUUACAACUUUGAAACGAGAUCGUCUUUAUCACCUUUCGAAUUUCAGACGUUCAACUUUGC
This is a messenger RNA of Marchantia polymorpha subsp. ruderalis, 4299 nucleotides long. The record is from the annotation of a GenBank genome assembly. NCBI's taxonomy places the organism in Eukaryota, Viridiplantae, Streptophyta, Marchantiopsida, Marchantiales, Marchantiaceae.